AUGGAGAGUAAGAUGAAUAAGAUUCUUGUAUUUGGUGGAACUGGUUACAUUGGAAAGUAUAUGGUGAAAGCAAGUAUUUCUUUAGGUUAUCCAACUUUUGUGUAUACUCAUCCUAUCAAUGCAAAAACUCCUUCUUCUAAGAUACAACUUUGCAAAGAAUUUAAGUCCUUGGGAGUAACACUUGUGGAGGGAGAAGUUGAGCAUGAGCAGAUAUUGAAAGUGAUUAAGCAAGUAGACAUUGUGAUAUGUACCUUUCCAUAUCCUCAAGUGAUGGAGCAACUCAAAAUUAUAGAUGCUAUCAAAGUUGCUGGCAAUAUCAAGAGAUUCCUUCCAUCAGACUUCGGUGUUGAAGAAGAUAGAAUCCACCCUCUUCCUCCAUUUCAAGCUUUUCUUGAUAAGAAAAUAAAAAUUAGAAGAGAAAUCGAAGCAGCUGGAAUUGCUUAUACUUUUGUCUCUGCCAAUUGUUUUGGUGCAUACUUUGUCAAUUUCUUGCUUCGUCCAUACGAAAACAAUAAAGAUAUUUCAGUCUACGGCAACGGUGAAACUAAAGCUAUACUAAAUUAUGAAGAAGAUGUCGCUAUGUAUACUAUAAAAGUGGCCAAUGAUCCAAGAGCACACAAUCGAAUAGUUGUGUAUAGGCCUUCAAAGAAUAUCAUAACACAAAAUGAAUUGAUAUUACUAUGGCAGAAAAAAAGUGGCCAAAACUUUAACAAAGUUUUUGUUCCUGAGGAAGAUAUUAUUAAGCUAUCACAAAAUUUGCCCCCUCCAGAAGAUAUUCCAAUUUCCAUUGUUCAUAGCAUAUUUGUUAAGGGUGAUAUGAACUUUGAGCUUGGAGAAGAUGAUCUUGAAGCUUCAAAACUAUAUCCUGAUUAUAACUACAUGUCUGUUGAUCAACUUCUUGAUAAGUUUCUUGUUGAUCCUCCCCCUCCUGCGUCUGCUGCAUUUGAAUGA
Vicia villosa (hairy vetch) is the source of this 951-nucleotide messenger RNA. Its product is annotated as eugenol synthase 1-like. The record is from RefSeq and is a predicted model, not a curated record. The transcript is spliced from 5 exons. Bases 1 to 951 code for a protein of 316 amino acids. NCBI's taxonomy places the organism in Eukaryota, Viridiplantae, Streptophyta, Magnoliopsida, Fabales, Fabaceae. Gene Ontology annotation, molecular function: oxidoreductase activity.